This is a messenger RNA of Fonsecaea multimorphosa CBS 102226, 807 nucleotides long. RefSeq lists its product as uncharacterized. Lineage: Eukaryota; Fungi; Ascomycota; Eurotiomycetes; Chaetothyriales; Herpotrichiellaceae. The record is from RefSeq and is a predicted model, not a curated record. Gene Ontology annotation, cellular component: cytoskeleton. The transcript has a single exon. The coding region runs from base 1 to 807 and encodes 268 amino acids. Gene Ontology annotation, molecular function: actin filament binding.
AUGGAGGAUACUUCAGCGACUGAGGCCCUAGCGAAUGGAGAACACGGUCAAUUGCGACCCAAAAGCUACUUUGGCGAUCGUGCUACAGAAGAGAUGGAGGAGCAUCUGAAACUUGAAAGCCGUACGUUACAGGAGACCUUGGCUUGUGCUUGCCGUUUGAUUGCUAUGCGUCAGGAAGAUGCUGGGCUCGCCGGACAGAUCACCGCUCGCUCCCCGGAUCAUGAAGGGCGGUACUGGACACUUCGGUUCGGCGUCGGCUGGGACGAAGCUGAACCCGGCGACUUCAUCGAAGUGGGUGGCGACCUUCAAACGACCUCUGGCACGGGGAUGGCCAACCCAGCCACGCGCUUCCACCUUUGGGUAUAUGCUGCGAGGCAGGACGUCCAAUGUAUCAUCCACACACAUUCGCCGUGGGUCUCGGCCCUUGUCGCGGCGGGCGAACCCCUUGUCGUCGCUCAAAUGGACAUGACGCCAUUCCACGACGACUGUGCUUUUCUCUCCGAGUGGCCCGGCGUACCGAUCGCAGAUCAGGAGGGGGUCAUCAUUGCCGGGGCAUUAGGACAGAAAAAGUCCAUCGUCCUGGCCCACCAUGGGUUCCUGACCGCAGGCGUCUCCAUUCAAGAAGCGACCUACCUAGCAGUCUAUCUGGAACGGGCUGCUCGCACCCAAGUUCGGGCGCGGCCAUUUGGCAAGCUGUCUCCCCUAAGAUCAGACAUGGGCAGCGAAGCACACGAUUACCUUUUGCAAUCCAGACUUGUAGGCGCCACAUUUGAAUACUGGACGCGCCAAGCCAUGCGAAAGACCUGA